AUGGACCGGCCUUCGGCUCGCCGCUUCGAGGGCAAGGUCGCGCUGGUGACGGCCAGCACCGCUGGCAUCGGGCUGGGCAUCGCCCGGCGCCUGGGCCAGGAAGGGGCCAAGGUGGUGGUGUGCAGCCGCAAGAAGGCCAGUGUGGAGGACACCGUCGCUGCCCUGCGCGCCGAGGGCAUUGAGGCCGCGGGCCGGCCCUGCCAUGUGGGCGAUGCCGCCCAGCUCAAGGCCAUCGUGGACUUCACGGUCCAGACCUACGGCGGUCUGGACGUCCUGGUGUCCAACGCUGCCGUGAACCCGGCAUCCGGCGCCCUCCUGGACUGCCCUGCCCCCGUCAUCGACAAGAUUUUCGACAUCAACGUGAAGUCUGCGCUGCUGCUGACCCAGGAGGCCGUGAAGCACAUGUCCCGAGGCAGCUCCAUCGUCUUCAUCUCCUCCUAUUCGGCCUUCAACCCCCCCGCCCCCAUCGCGCUGUAUGCCAUCAGCAAGACCGCGCUGCUGGGCCUGACCAAGGGCCUGGCCACGGAACUGGGCCCGCGCGGCAUCCGCGUGAAUUGCGUGGCCCCGGGCAUCGUGCCCACCAAGUUUGCGUCGGCCUUGGUGGCCGACCCGGAGCUGGAGGCCGCGCAGCGCGACGCCAACCUCAUGCGGCGGCUGGGCCGGGUGCAGGACAUGGCAGCGGCGGUGGCCUACCUCACCUCCGAGGACGCCUCCUACGUCACCGCCGAGACGCUCAACGUGUCGGGCGGCAUGCCCAGCAGGCUCUAG
Molecule: messenger RNA, 768 nt
Organism: Auxenochlorella protothecoides
Lineage: Eukaryota; Viridiplantae; Chlorophyta; Trebouxiophyceae; Chlorellales; Chlorellaceae
Product: Dehydrogenase/reductase SDR family member 4
Exons: 2
Coding region: 1-768 (255 amino acids)
Molecular function (GO): oxidoreductase activity
Source: RefSeq, a predicted model, not a curated record